CGGGACCCCGUUCACAUUUCGAAUGUGUUCCAUAGCAAGGCAGUGCUGCGACUACGAGUGGAGCCUGUUCUGGAGCAGCUGAGUGAGCGCGUUCUCGGUGCGAAUUUAGGAUACUGGAAGCACGAUGUGAUCGUGUCGAUUUUGUGGAGCUGCGCGCAGCUCGGCUGCGAUCGCGCUAUUGCUGUUGAUCUGAAUAAGGAGGAGAACCAAGAAUAUUCGACGGAUGAAAUUACGAGAUCAUCGUCAACACCGACGAUGGAACACUGCCAGUCAACCCGAAAGAUGUCAGAGUCAUCCCACACGAGUCGUAUGAUUUUGCGGUUGGCAGAACUCGUCUGCACGAAUUGGAUUAAAUUCGGGCCUCGACAACAAUGCAAUGCGUUGUGGGCUCUUGCGUGUCUAGAUGUGGAUCCUCCCUCAUUGCAGCCCGGCGUGUUGCCCUCGCAGAUAUUUCAGUCUAGUUUUGAGCCUUGGUGGAAAGCGCAAUUAUACGUGGUUUGGCUCCGGGAUAAGCUCCGUGGUCGAGCUACAAGGAGUACUGCUGUAGGGACAACAACAAGUGCGACGACGUCUUGGGUAGGAGCGGCUUUAUCUCCACAUUGGCGGGAGCUGCGCGCAGCCUAUGUCACGCAGGCACGCACCGUUGCGAGCAGCGAAAUUGCGCGCAAAUGUGCCGCGGCUUUGACCAAUAGCACGCAGUCCGCCAAGGCUCAGACGACAGUACCAAGAUCGGUCGACUCAACAUCUCGGAGCUCACUUGUCGCAGAGGGCGAAGUAUCCGGUUCAGGACUAUUGGCUGAUGUUAUACUGCCAGAUGAGAAAAUUGCUAUUGAAAUCGACGGCGACGAGACACAUUACGUAUAUGUAAUAGACGGAGAAGCUAGCGCGACACUCGCAGCAGAAGGUCCUUCGAGUGAACCGCGGCUCUGCGACGGCAGAACGCGGCUUAAGCGCUGGUUGGUUCAAGGAUUAGGUUGGCGGUGUGUGCACUUGCGCGUUAGAGACCUCGCACCCUUGGCUGACCGGCGGGCGGCGCUGAGAUCCCAUCUGCGUGACGCAAUUGCAAGGCAGGUUGAAGAACAGACCCCAAUGUUGUCUAAGCAAGGACAAGUAUUACAUUGAAACGUUUUUCACUUGAUGAAUCAUAAUGUAGGGAAUGUUUUGGAUGUGUACUCUGUGUAUCCACCCGUACUAGCUGUUGUGGCAUCUUUCUGAAUCAUAAGGGACCAAGCAAUCACGUUGUAAGCGAAGUUGAUUGGAACGGAUACAUUUACGCCGUUAUGAAAUAUUGAAACUACGCAAAAAUGAUCCAAGCAACAAUCGGUAGACCGCUCAUGAGGCGAAAAUGGAAAUGAGG
Molecule: messenger RNA, 1357 nt
Organism: Amoebophrya sp. A25
Lineage: Eukaryota; Dinophyceae; Syndiniales; Amoebophryaceae
Source: the annotation of a GenBank genome assembly